AUGGCUUCUACAACAGAGACGAAAGUCACACUCUACUGGCUCGAGAAAUCGCGCUCCCAGCGCAUCCUCUGGCUCCUCGAGGAGCUAAAUGUCCCCUAUGAAAUCAAGACAUUCAAACGCGGCAAGGACAUGCAAGCGCCCAAGGAGCUGCGCGAGGUCCACCCGCUGGGUAAAUCACCCGUCAUCUCCGUGCAGAGCCCUGCGACGCCCAAGCCUAUUGUGAUCGCGGAAUCCGGCAUGAUCAUCGAGUACCUCUGCGAUCACUUUGGCGGAGACAGGCUCAUUCCGAAGCGGUAUGCUGAAGGCAAGGAGGGACAGAUUGGCGGGGAGACGGAGGAGUGGUUGCGGUAUCGGUACUACAUGCAUUUUUCCGAGGGUAGCUUGAUGCCGUUUUUGGUGUUUAAGCUGGUUUGUGAUACUAUGAAAUCACCUCCUGGUGUUCCGUUCUUCCUGAGGCCUAUUCCUCGGAUUGUGGCUGGGCAGGUUGAGCAGCAGUUUGUUGAGCCGAACCUUGAGCGUACUUUUGACUUUAUUGAGGAUCAGCUCAAGUCUGCCCCUGGUGGCGGACCUUUCUUCUGCGGCAGCAAGAUCACCGCUGCCGAUAUCAUGAUGAGCUUUCCGCUUGUUGCGGCAAACACGAGAAUGCCAUUGAAAGAGAAAUACCCGCAUGCGGCAGCCUUUGUCGAGGCCAUCGAGAAGCAAGACGGAUACAAGCGCGCCGUCGAGAAGAUCAAGGAGGUGGACGGAAAGUUCGAGGCUUCUCUCUAA
Aspergillus mulundensis is the source of this 768-nucleotide messenger RNA. Its product is annotated as glutathione S-transferase. The transcript has 3 exons. Lineage: Eukaryota; Fungi; Ascomycota; Eurotiomycetes; Eurotiales; Aspergillaceae. Bases 1 to 768 code for a protein of 255 amino acids. The record is from RefSeq and is a predicted model, not a curated record.